AUGGAGGCCCCUACUUCCCUUGAAAUUUCUAAAGCUCUUUAUUUGAGCAAGUCAGUCGUGGAAGCAAAUCUAUCCAAAAAGGGAGGAUGUCUUGGUUUUCGUAUGGAGUUUCUGGUUCAAAAAGCUUGUGAUGCUGUUGAGGCAAAAGAAUGGGACACAUUUAGGGCUAUUCUGGCUCUAAGUAUCUAUGGUAUCAUGAUGUUCUCAAAUGUGGCUAACUUUGUUGAUAUGAACGCGAUUCAUAUAUUCAUUCUACAAAACCCGGUUCCUACACUUUUGGGGGAUGUUUAUCACUUCGUUCAUCACAAGAAUAGUCAGAAAGGGGGUUUCAUUAGAUGUUGUGCUCCGUUGCUGUACCCUUGGUUCAGAUCACAUUUAUCUGAGCGUGGCGCUUUCGUUGAUAAUAGGCACACAUCUAAAUGGGCUGAGAGGAUUAUGGGGCUGAGGGCUAAAGAUAUUGUCUGGUAUAAUAAAGCUUUAGAUGACAUGGAAGUUAUUAUGAGUUGCGGAAAGUUCAGUAAUGUACCUCUUACGGGUCUAAGAGGUGGGAUCAAUUACAAUCCCAUCUUGGCUAGGAGAGCAUUUGGAUACGCUUUUGUAAGUCCUCCUGAACAAACAGAGAUUGCUGAGACUAUCUUCUAUCAUUCGGCCACCGACAAUGGGAAAAUGGCAGAAGCAGUACAAGCUUGGAAGAGUAUUUGUUGGAGAGAUAAGAAACAUUUUGGCCUGAGAGAUUGUGCUACUUACGAGGAUUAUACUAAGUGGGUCAAAUCUGUGGCUGAUGCUCAAGGGAUGCCUUUCCCUCCUAAAGACCCUUUGUACCCCCUCCUGGUGAAUAACCCAACAUCGUCUCCAUGCCUCGUUAUAACCAAACUGUGGAGCAGAAUCGAAGAUUGA
Molecule: messenger RNA, 897 nt
Organism: Vicia villosa (hairy vetch)
Lineage: Eukaryota; Viridiplantae; Streptophyta; Magnoliopsida; Fabales; Fabaceae
Exons: 1
Coding region: 1-897 (298 amino acids)
Source: RefSeq, a predicted model, not a curated record